AUGCUAAAAAUUGCCAAGAAUGUUGUGACAAGACUGGCACAGGUGCGCCAACCUCUGAGAGAACUUCUGAAACAGCAGACCCGCUCGUACGGUGAAUUUAAUGUAAACAUUCCACUCGCAGCACCGACUACAGACUUAAAUAUGGGCAUACCAUUCAAGGGCGAUAAAAUUUUGGUAACCUACAUCUGGAUCGACGGUACAGGCGAAAAUAUGCGAGAAAAGACCCGAACUCUUGACAAAGAUCCUGGCGCUCCUGAAAAUUAUCCCAGGUGGAGCUUUGAUGGGUCAUCUACGUACCAAGCAUUCAAAGGAGAAGACUCUGAUAUGAUCUUGAAGCCAGCUGCCGUCUAUCCUGAUCCGUUCUUUGGAGGAAAUCAUAAACUGUUGCUCUGCGAAGUGCUCGAUGCGCAUGAAAAACCUUCAAAGACAAAUCAUCGCUACAAGUGCAAAGAAGUAAUGGACAAAAUCGACCACACUGUCCCAAUGUUCGGCAUGGAGCAAGAGUAUCUUUUCCUAGAUCGAGAUGGGCAUCCGCUGGGAUGGCCAAAAUUUGGAUUCCCAAAGCCACAAGGCCCGUACUACUGUGCUGUGGGAGGUGACAGGAUCUUUGGCCGUGAGAUUGUGAAUACACACUAUCGUGCCUCGUUGUAUGCAGGGCUCGAAAUAUUUGGAAUAAAUUCUGAAGUCACUCCGGGACAGUGGGAAUACCAACUUGGACUGUGCCGAGGUAUUGCAAUGGGAGACCAGAUGUGGAUGUCUCGAUAUUUGCUACACAGAGUAGCUGAACAGUUCGGUGUCAGCGUCACGUUUCAUCCCAAACCGGCGAUCACCAGAGGAGACUGGAAUGGAGCCGGAUGCCAUUGUAAUUUCUCUACGGAAGAAAUGCGAAGUGAAGGAGGUAUUAAGGCUAUUGAAGCGGCAAUGCCAAAACUUGAAGCCACCCAUAAGGAAUGUAUACGUGUCUAUGAUCCACAUGACGGAGAGGACAAUAAAUUCAGACUGACCGGAAAGCAUGAAACAAGUUCGUAUGACCACUUUUCAUGGGGAAUCGCGAACCGAGCUGCAUCCGUUCGACUUCCCAGGAGUGUAUCCACUGCCAAAAAGGGUUACCUGGAAGAUCGACGUCCGUCAUCAAAUUGUGAUCCAUAUCAAGUCACACGAAUGAUCGCAGAGAGUAUUCUUCUCAGAUAG
Molecule: messenger RNA, 1191 nt
Organism: Necator americanus (New World hookworm)
Lineage: Eukaryota; Metazoa; Nematoda; Chromadorea; Rhabditida; Ancylostomatidae
Exons: 12
Coding region: 1-1191 (396 amino acids)
Cellular component (GO): cytoplasm
Molecular function (GO): glutamine synthetase activity
Source: RefSeq, a predicted model, not a curated record